AUGUCAAAAACUAUAAAUGGAAGAAUCCGAACAAAUUCAAAACGCGAAGUUUAUGUUGAACAAAUGCCUCAUAAUCGACAUAGAAAAAUCAAAUCUUUUAAACGUUUACAUUCAUAUGAUGAUAGUGAGGUUGCUUAUCGAAGUACACCUGAUUAUUUAAAACAAUUAAUGAAUACAUCAACAUUAUCAAAUGGACAUUCAGCUCGAAGUGUAACACGUACAUAUAGUGCUAGUGAAAUAACAUCACCUAAUAAUUUCAAUCGACCAAUGAGUGGAAAUCCAAAAUAUAAAACACAAGAAGAAUAUUAUGAUGAAAUUCAAUUUUUAAAAAAAGAAUUAAAAGAUACAAAAACUGAUAAUGAUAUUUUACGUGCUAGAGUUCGACGUUUGGAAGAAGAUAAUGCACGUAAACGUAAAGAAAUGGAUAAUUUUUAUGAUGCGAACAAGGAUGGGGAUAUACGACGAACAUUAACUGGUUCUUCUAAUUCAACUGCUAAUGUUGUUAUGAAUUUAAAACAACGUUUAUUUAAAUUAGAUUUGCAAUUGAAACAAAAAGAAACUAUAAUUGAUGAAAUGAAAAGUGAUCCACGAUGGACAAAAGGUACAGAAUUAGAAAUACAAAAUCGUGCUUUAUUUAAUGAACUUGAAAAACAAAAAUUAGAAAAAUUAAAUUUUAUACAACAUGAUUAUAUAGCUUCAAUUGAUGAAGAAAAAAUGAAUGCUGUACGAAAAUUAGAAACUGAAAAAAGAGAAUUAAAAAUAGAAAAUGAUAAUUUAAAGAAAAAACUUAAUGAAAUGGAAAAAUUAGAACGUGACGGACAAUUAUCAUCACGUCAACGUGAUGUUAGUACUGAUAGAGAUUUACGUCGAAAAAUUGAAGAUUUAAAAGACACAUGUAGAAAUUAUCGAAAUGACCUUGAUCAAAUGAAAGAUGAACUUAAACAAAUGCGACAUGAACGUGAUAAAUAUCGUGAUAAACUUGAUAUUGUUAAAGAAGAUCUUGAAGAAAUGAAACAUGAACGUGAUCAAUAUCGUAAAAAAUUCGAACGAAUUAAUAAUGAUUUUGACGAAUUACGAUCGGAACGUUUUCGACAAAUGAAAUCAUCAAAUCAAACGGAUCGUUUAUCAAUUAUUGCUUCACGUCAAGGAUCAUAUUCAUCUGAAGAACCUACUAGAAAAGAUUCAAGAUCAAGUACACCUCUACAAAAAUCUAAGGAACAUAUUGGUUCACAUUCAUCAUUGACUAGAUUUGAUCGUAACACACCAUCACCAUCAAUUACAAGAAAAACAACGUCUCGAAAUUUUCGUCGUGAUAAUUGGAAUAGUGAUGAUGAAAAUCGUCUUAAAAAUUUUCGAGAAAAACAUGCAGCAACUGUCAUUCAACGAGGUUGGCGUGAACAUCAUAAAUCACAUAAACAUUCAUUUACAUCUAAAACAAAACAGUAUCCUUUUGACAAACGGAACUCAAAAAUUGGUGGAAUAAAAUCACCAGAAACACAAUCGCCACGAACCAGUCAACAAAAAUUAGGUUCAAAGAUAGAUAAUCUUGAUAGUAGUAAUAUCAAAAAUCGAUUUACAUCAGCUAAUAUUUCAAAUGAAUCUGCUUUAAAAAUUGUGCAAGCAUCAUUACGUGGAUAUCUCAAUCGAGAUAAAAUAGAUAAGACUUCUCGAAUAGAAAAAUUACAUCGUAUUGAAAGUGAUGAUGAUGAUGAUGAUGAUGAUGAUAUUAUUGGAAAACCAUCAAAACAAUUUGGAUCACAAUAUGCAAGUGACAAAAAGCGAGAGAAUUUUUUCAAACAUUCAAAACAAAAUUUUGCAGAUAGUAAUGGUUUGCAUAAUGAUAAAAUUAGAUCUGAUAGUCGUUCACCAACAAGUAAUCGAGAUUCAACUUCGAACUUUCAUCGAUCUCUUUCUCCACCUGUUGGUACCUAUCGACCGUCAUCACCACAUAUUAGUAGUGGAAGUGGUUCGAAACAAUUCUUCCCUAAUGAUCGAAAUAAACUUGAAUUUGACAAUCGAAAUAAUCGUGAACCAUUUAUGAAAUUCCGACCAUCUUCACCUUCAAAUGAUCAUCGAUUAUCUCGAUACAUAUCACCAGAAGAUACUCAAUCAUCAUCUCGUCAAAGUAAUGUGUCAUUACGAAAAAGUCCAAUACAUUCAAAACAAUCACUUAAAAAUACUUAUAAUAAUAAUGAUGAUCAUGAUCAUGACAAUCUUUCAGAUUUUUAA
Molecule: messenger RNA, 2229 nt
Organism: Rotaria sordida
Lineage: Eukaryota; Metazoa; Rotifera; Eurotatoria; Philodinida; Philodinidae
Source: the annotation of a GenBank genome assembly